AUGUCUCCACUCAUCCGCUAUGGUAAUAUCUCGGACGGAAAAUUCGCUUCAUCAUCAGAUGCAAAUGCAAAUGCAAAUGUACACGUGCACAGCCCACCGCGCCAUUACAAGUAG
Messenger RNA from Sclerotinia sclerotiorum 1980 UF-70, 114 nucleotides. RefSeq lists its product with no specific name. The coding region runs from base 1 to 114 and encodes 37 amino acids. The record is from RefSeq and is a predicted model, not a curated record. The transcript has a single exon. Lineage: Eukaryota; Fungi; Ascomycota; Leotiomycetes; Helotiales; Sclerotiniaceae.